Molecule: messenger RNA, 1770 nt
Organism: Cucurbita maxima (winter squash)
Lineage: Eukaryota; Viridiplantae; Streptophyta; Magnoliopsida; Cucurbitales; Cucurbitaceae
Product: protein ABHD17C-like
Exons: 6
Coding region: 288-1433 (381 amino acids)
Source: RefSeq, a predicted model, not a curated record
GUGCUUCCCUUCCCCCUCCCCGCCGGAAAAGCCUCCAUUUUCCCACCCCCCGAUUCCACUCUCAACCCUAAAAUCCAGAGCUUCAUUUUCUCUUCCUUCUCACUUAAAUUCCCAUUCCCACCACUCGAACAAAUUAUAACCCUUCCUCCUCCGUACCUGGAUUUGACGUUUUUGUUCUGACGGGAACUGAGAUCGUUGUGGGGUUCUGGGUAUGUUGUUUGUUUGUUUUGUUUCAUGAUCUGGGUUAUUUUUUGUUCUGUAUUGGGUUCACUGGUAUUUGAACGGAGAUGGGGGCGGUGACUUCGUCCAUGGCGGCGAAGUUUGCGUUCUUUCCGCCGAAUCCUCCGUCGUAUAAGGUGGAGGAAGUGGAGGAAGGCAGCGGGAAGCUGGUGAUGACGGAGGUGGUGGCGAGGGGAAACGUCGACGUUUUGAAGCUUAGUACCAAGAGAGGGAACCAGGUUGUGGCCCUGUAUGUAAAGAAUUCAUCGGCUACUUUAACAUUGCUCUACUCUCAUGGGAACGCUGCCGAUUUGGGGCAGAUGUACGAUUUGUUUGUCGAGCUUAGUGUUCAUCUUAGAGUCAACUUGAUGGGGUACGACUAUUCGGGAUAUGGUCAAUCUACUGGAAAGCCAAGUGAGCAGAAUACUUAUGCAGACAUUGAAGCUGUCUAUAGAUGCUUAGUGGAGAGAUAUGGUGCAAAGGAGGAAGAUGUUAUCUUAUAUGGGCAAUCAGUUGGCAGCGGACCGACUUUAGAUUUGGCUACUCGUUUACCAAACUUGAGGGCCAUUGUUCUUCACAGCCCGAUCUUGUCAGGUGUUCGAGUCAUGUAUCCAGUGAAGCGAACAUUCUGGUUCGACAUUUAUAAGAAUAUUGACAAAAUACCAUUGGUCAAUUGUCCAGUUCUUGUAAUUCAUGGAACUGCUGAUGACGUUGUUGAUUGGUCCCAUGGAAAGCAACUUUGGGAUCUUUGUAAAGAGAAGUACGAGCCCUUGUGGAUAAAGGGAGGAAACCAUUGUGACUUGGAACUUUUCCCACAAUACAUAAGACAUCUCAAGAAGUUCAUUUCUGCCAUUGAGAAAUCACAUCUGAGGAGCGGAGUUCUUGGGCUAGUCACGAAUCAGCUCGACAUUCCGAGAAACAGCACGGAUUUCAGAGAAAAAUCUAGACCCAGCUCAGAUCAAAGAGAAAAAACCAGAAUGAGUGUUGAUCAGAGAGAUAAGCCAAGGAUUAGCACAGACUGUAGGGAAAAGGUUAAAGUUGCAAAUGAUAACGGAGAUCGGUCGAGGAAGAUGUUGGAUCGACCAGAGAAAGUGGCAACUGGUGCCGACCAGCCUGAGAAAGCGAGAAACAGCAUCGACCGGUUUGGGGACAUGGUGAGAUCGGUUGGACUAUGCAACAUCGAUUGUUUCAAACCCACGGCAACACAUGUAUAGCGGAGCGGUCACUUGUGUCGACGCGUAAGUGUUAAUGAUUUGUUGGUUGGUUUGGUUUGGUCGAAUAGUCUAAAAAUGGUUGGUUUAGCAUUGAAAGUAAAGGUAGGAAAUUGAUUUAACCAGGAAGUUUGAUUGUGCAUCUUGUUUAUGCUCACAACUAAUAAAUCUAACCCCUCUUCCCUCUUCUUCCUAAGCUUGAUUGUGUAUGGUUUGUGUUAACUUUGUAAUAUCUCCACUUACAGAAAUGGAGUUUCUUCCUUCAGAAGCUUUGUCGUGAACGAGUUUGGAAUGUUCUUACUCUUUGUUUGUUGUGUAAGAUCUAAUUUUAACUUGCGUU